AUACUGCCUUACCUGAGCACAGGGCACGUUUCCACAUGUUCACCCGGCAAGAAGGUGUUUUGCCUGACUUGCUUAGCUGUCUGUUUUGAUAUUGGUUGUAUGUUGCUCCCCAGAGGAAUUCAGAGCGAGGAUUACUGGCUUUCAGACAACUAGGAAAGAAAGAUAAAGGGACGUCCAAUGGGGGUACCUUUAUUUGGUGAUAGCAAACCCUUCUAUUUCCGGAUCUGGAACGGACUAAGUCAGAAGUUGCAAGGCAAAAAGUCCUGGGAUAAACAUCUGGAUGAAAUCUACUUACUCCAGCAGAAAAGGAUCUGUGAGUCCCCACUCCUUCAAGCUGCCAAGGAGAACAACAUCCCAGCCAUAACGAAACUUCUCGCUGAUGGAACAUGUGAUAUUUAUCAGAGAGGUGCAGUGGGGGAGACUGCCCUUCAUGUAGCUGCCUUGUAUGAUAAUGUGGAGGCUGCAGUGGCUCUGAUGGAAGCAGCUCCAGAGCUUGUCAAUGAGAGGAUGACGUCAGAACUCUAUGAAGGGCAGACAGCUCUUCACAUUGCAGCAGUGAACCAGAAUAUCACUUUGGUGAAGGCUUUGCUCAAGAGAGGGGCCAAUACCUGCACAGCACAGGCCACUGGGCACUUCUUCAGGCGCAGCUCCCAGAACCUUCUCUAUUUUGGAGAACAUGUUUUGUCAUUUGCUGCCUGUGUGGGAAAUGAGGAGAUUGUACAGUUGCUCAUUGAAAAUGGAGCUGACAUUAGAGCUCAGGAUUACCUGGGUAACACUGUUCUUCACAUCUUAGUUCUCCAGCCUAAUAAGACAUUUGCCUGCCACAUGUACAGCCUGAUACUUUCCUAUGACCAGAGCAAAGAGGGACCAAGAUCACUGGAAUUGAUUCCUAACAAUGAGGGGCUUACUCCAUUCAAACUGGCUGGAGUUGAGGGCAACACUGUGAUGUUUCAAUACCUCAUGCAGAGGCGGAAGCAUAAUCUCUGGUCCUUUGGCCCCUUGACCACUGUGCUCUACGAUCUCACAGAGAUUGACUCCUGGGCUGAAGAUCAGUCCUUCCUUGAGCUCAUUGUCUCAACCAAGAAGAGAGAGGCACGCCAGAUCUUAGAUUUAACACCUGUGAAGGAGCUGGUGAGCCUGAAGUGGAAUAUGUAUGGACGGCCCUAUUUCUGCUUCCUGGCUUUAUUCUAUGUACUCUACAUGGUCUGCUUCACUAUGUGCUGUGUCUACCGGCCACUGAAACCUCGAACAGGCAACAAAACAAGCAGCAGAGACAAUACAGUCUAUGUCCAGAAAAUGCUGCAGGAAUCUUACGUAACAUACGAGGAUGAGUUGAGGCUGGUGGGGGAGCUGAUCACAGUUAUUGGAGCUGUAGUAAUUUUGAUCCUUGAGAUCCCAGAUAUCCUUAGAGUUGGAGCAGCAAAAUACUUUGGACAGACCAUCCUAGGAGGACCUUUCCACAUAAUUGUUAUCACAUAUGCUUGCAUGAUUCUGGUAACCAUGGUGAUGCGUCUUACCAGCACUACUGGUGAGGUGGUGCCCAUGUCCUUUGCCCUGGUACUAGGAUGGUGCAAUGUCAUGUACUUUGCACGAGGCUUCCAGAUGCUUGGGCCCUUCACCAUCAUGAUCCAGAAGAUGAUAUUUGGAGAUCUUAUGCGCUUUUGCUGGCUCAUGGCUGUGGUGAUACUAGGCUUUGCAUCAGCUUUUUACAUCAUCUUCCAGACAGAGAACCCUGAAAACCUUGGACAGUUCUACAACUAUCCCAUGUCCUUGUUCACCACCUUUGAGCUGUUUCUCACUAUCAUUGAUGGCCCUGCAAACUAUGAUGUGGACCUGCCUUUUAUGUACAGUGUAGUAUACUUUGCCUUUGCCAUCAUCGCCACCCUCCUUAUGCUCAAUUUGCUAAUUGCCAUGAUGGGUGACACCCACUGGAGAGUGGCCCAUGAACGGGAUGAACUCUGGAGAGCCCAGAUUGUUGCUACUACUGUUAUGCUGGAACGAAAACUGCCACGGUGUCUCUGGCCUCGCACUGGGAUCUGUGGGCGAGAGUACGGGCUAGGGGACCGAUGGUAUCUCAGAAUAGAAGACAGGAUUGAUCCCAACAAACACAAGAUGAUGCGAUACACAGAAGCAUUUAAGGCUCAUGAUAGGGAUAACUGUGACAAGAGUCUGGAAAAGCUGGAAGUUGAUAGGAACAUCCUGUACAAGAAGGACCUGUCCAUUCCAUCACUGUCACGAGGCAUGUCUAGGACUAAUUCUCAGAGUGGCUGGGAGAUCCUGAGGCGCAAUACUUUCCACCAACUUCAUGGAGAGAUCAAUCAUGCCAUGGAAGAAGAAGUCUAUGAUGUCUAACCUUCUUUAUCCUUCCACAACAUGGAUUGCAUUUGCCACAGCAGUUGUCUCCUCCAACUGUUCAUGCACAGUCCGGCAUGCUACAGAUUCAACAGCCUUGAAGAGCUCUGCGAGUGCCUCACAAAUUAUUCGUGGCAUUUAUGCUAUGAUGUAUAGAUUCAGCCUUUCUCUCCUACCUUUUAGGUGUCCCUGCUGUUGCAUUAAUAUUUAUGUCAAGUUAGUUGGCUUUGAGCUAAGGCCUGUGGUAGUUUGUAAUGCUUGUAAAACCCCACAGAAGUGAGCAAUAGAAGCCAGCACUGGAAUUUCAACAAUUUACUAAGAGGCAGUCAGUAAGACCUCUCCCAGAGUGUAACAUAUAUGCAGGUCACUUCAAAAAUCAUGCAUCCUGUUUAUUUCCAUGGAAAAUAUAACACAUACAAAGACCAUAAUACCAUUGUUUGAUAGAGCAAAUUCUCAGCUACAAAACCCUGUUUUUCAAAAUAGCCACUACCACUUUGCAUUUCUGCCAGUGAUGAACAAGAGCCUGCACGUCAUGCUCGUAAAAAUCUGCACCAGUGGAGGUGACCAGCUGUCACUGUCACCACUGCUGAAAUGCAUGAUUUGUCACCUCACUGUGCUCACGUCCUCUGUUUGGUUUCCAUAAUUGUUCAGCAAACAUAGAUGACUGUCAGUGCAUGCAAUUGUUUCCACAGGGAGGAAUUCAUUUCCACACCUUUGCUUCAUAUACACUUCUGUGUCAGACAUUUUGUUAGACUGCCCCUCUGCCACCAUCUGUCACGUAGCAACAAAAUGUAAUGGGUUGUUGGUGGGAAGGUUCAACCUUUUCUGCCAUACCACCACCAUCUGCCUCUGACAUAGUGAGACAACAUAAUAAAAUAGGAGGCAUUACUUUUGGAGCAGCUUCUGUAUAAUCUCUCCCUGCAGUCUCACAGUAUCCCAGUGCUCUCAUCACAAAUACUGAAUUGACUGAAGUACUGUUUUAUGGUUUAACACAGAACAGAAAAUAAAGUCUAGCCAAACCUUAUAACUAAGCUCAGGAAUGAAGGUAGUUGCUGACACUGUUGAUCUAAAGGCCUUUAACCUUUCAAUUGGCAUUCAAGGCCUAGCAUAUUUUGUCCUCUGAAGAAUGAAAAAUUCUAUUAGCUGCAUUUUCAACAUUUCUGUUUUAUCAGGACUGUUCUGUUUGUUUGUUUGUUUUUAAUUUUAUUUAUUUAUUUUUUGUCACAUGAAUGCACUUUAAGCUGUAUUGCUUUUUAAAAGUAAUUUCUAUUCCUGGGAGGAUCUGAAGGAUCUGAAAUGGGAACUUUUUUCCUAAUGUGAGGAUAUAAUAAGAUGAUCUUUGAAGGUGUCUACCAACUGAACUCUUCCUCUUCCUCUCCUCUUUUCUUUCCUUCCCUUUUCCACCCUAUCCUAUCCUAUCCUAUCCUGUCCUGUCCUAUCCUGUCUCGUCCUGUCCUGUCCUGUCCUGUCCUAAUCGGGUUAGAUGCCUUUUAGUGGUGUGGAAUUUAUUAAGCACCCAAGUGAGCUGAAGCUGGUCUCUUGCUUUCUGUGGAAGAGUAGGGUUCUGGACUGUAGUACUUAGUUUUACUACUGAACCAUCAAGGUUAGUAGCAGUACUGCACUGCUACAAUGUAGUGGUGAAUGAAAUGGAGAGGAAAUGUUGAAAAAAAAUUAAUAAGAACUAUUGAAAAGGCAGUUCAGAAACUGUGGUGCCUCUUUCUUCCUCAGAAAGUCCCAAACUAUCAUUACUAAGUCAAAAUGUGGUUAAGUCAUCCACACAAACGUUUCAGUCUGUCAGUUUGUCAUCUGCCUAGGGUGACUUUAAGAUAAAUUGAGAAAUACCCAGAGGAAUAUUCCAGGGGUUUUAGUUUUUUUUAGGAGCGUGGAGUUUCAUUCCAGUAGCAGAAGUGUGUGAAAAGGAGCGCAUGGUCUCAACAUUUCCUUUCCAACAGGACCAGUGACAGAAAUUUUGUUUUUGAAGAAACCAAGGAUUAUAAUCUGGUGCUAGGGUUUGACCCAAACCAUCCUGUGAUAAGUAAAGCAGACAGUGAAAAAGCUGGAUACAGUGGUUUUCUGACUAUAUUGAAAUAUCACUGCAAACAUCUUCCACGUUUUCUCUUGCAGGUGCAGUAUUGAGCAUCACAAUAUUUGCAACAAUAAGUAUUUAUUUAAAUGUCUUUCUUCUAUUACUUGGAUGUGUGGUUAUGCUCCAGUAGAAGAAUGACAGAAGACUGUCUCUCUGUAAUUCAACUGUAUACUUCUGAGUUGUUACGUUUGGUUGAAUUGAAAGUUUUGAUCAUCUAAGUAUUGUCACCUCUUCCCUAAAUAUUUGGGGUUUGCACUGGUGGUCUAAGGAGAUGGGAACAAUAUGGCACAUAAACUACAAAUGCGAGUUGCCACUGUGAUUUUAAAUGCAUUUUCUUUCACACUGAGUGGGAAAUAACAGGAAGAGGAGAACUGAUGGCUUCCCUUCUACCCCUGCAGUCUUGUCAUUAGCUUGAAAACCUGUAGAAAUUCAAUUAAGAAAUUCAGUUAACAAAUUCAAUUUAGAUUUCUGCACGUUUCUUUUUGUGAUUAUUUAAUAAUAUUAAUAAAUCAAAAAGUCUUGUUAGAUGUGUAAGCUGUGUAAGCCCCAUCUCUGAGAUUGAGUUUGUGUUCUUCUACAUCACUGUAAACAAUAAUGAAAAUUUUUGACCUCAUAACUCAAAACAACAUACUGACAUUGCAGGAGGCAGGAAAGAACUCAGUUAACAGUGAUAAGCCUUUACAGAUUUCUGUAUCAGCCCUCCAUAAAGAGAAAAAAAUAAAUCAACAGGAAGUCAGUAGAAGGUAUUUUAAUGUAAUGUCUUUUUAAAAAAUACAUUCUGUAAGAGUUGACCUACAGAAUCUUUGCACAGAACCCAUGCAUAAAAACAUCUGCAUAAUUUAUUUGCUGUACUUGAAGUUGACUUAUGUAAAUAAAAGCAGAGAAAAUGUGCUAAUUUUUAUUAUGUUUUAUAAAUCAAUGUAGACCAAGUCUACUUACUCUAGUCUAGAGCUGAAUAGCAGCUAUUGGAAUUUGGCUUCCUUGAAUAUGAAAUAAAGAAAUAAAUAAAUAAUGGAAAAAAUACAAAAGGGAGCAGAAUCUUUUACUAUAAGUAAAUGAUUGAUCAGACAAUUUUGCCUAGUAUUUUUUUUUUUUCAUGAGGAGUUAUGCAGACCAUUUUAAACAUUUUUUUUUUUUUUGUCUGGGGUUAUAGAAAAAAAUUCAAAUGGUAAAGGUCAGCAGAAAUAACAGGUCCAGCAAAAGAUAAAUAUAUUAAAUUUGUUUUGUAAAUUAAGGCAUAUACACAUUUGCCAUGCCCACGUGAACCUCAGGAGGACUGGACAAACAUUUCAACUGGCUUAAUGCAAUCUGACUCAGAUUGGAAAACAGCAAUAUUUGUGAUAACACAAAAGGUAAAGCACUUCUGCUGUAAUAUUCUGCAUGAAUACACUGCUCCAGGAUUUGCUUCAGUGUUUUGUAUUCCAUGAUGUAGAUAUAUCCUAAAAUUUGAAAGCAGUAUUACUCCUUCUUGCUGUUGCAAUGUGUCUUUCCUCUCCCUUCUAACAAUAUUGCAAUAAUUUCAAAACAAAUAGUCCUGCCCUCCUUGAAUCUGCUAACCUCAAAAUAUCUUCUAAGCCAUUGAAGUGACUUCUGAGUUUAUCAUAAUGCUUCAAGAAAAAAUGUUUUUAUCCAGCAACAUGUAGUAAAAUGUGAAGUAUUUAGCUGAAAAUAAAGAUCUUAUAUAUAUGGA
Gallus gallus (chicken) is the source of this 6128-nucleotide messenger RNA. RefSeq names its product transient receptor potential cation channel, subfamily V, member 6 (gene TRPV6). Gene Ontology annotation, biological process: calcium ion import across plasma membrane. NCBI's taxonomy places the organism in Eukaryota, Metazoa, Chordata, Aves, Galliformes, Phasianidae. The transcript is spliced from 16 exons. The coding region runs from base 178 to 2352 and encodes 724 amino acids. Gene Ontology annotation, molecular function: calcium channel activity; protein binding. Gene Ontology annotation, cellular component: membrane. The record is from RefSeq and is a predicted model, not a curated record.